This is a messenger RNA of Planococcus citri (citrus mealybug), 1245 nucleotides long. RefSeq lists its product as uncharacterized. Lineage: Eukaryota; Metazoa; Arthropoda; Insecta; Hemiptera; Pseudococcidae. The coding region runs from base 138 to 923 and encodes 261 amino acids. The transcript has 5 exons. The record is from RefSeq and is a predicted model, not a curated record.
UAGUGAAUUAUAUGUGUACUAAGUAAAUUCAGUUAUCAUGUAAAUAAACCUAUUUAUUCAAAAGUGUAAUUGUUCAGUUUUUAUCUAGGGUUGGGCGAUGAAUCACCAAGAUAGGAAAUCACGCGAGUUCAAUAAUUAUGGUUACUAGUGUCUGCUUUAUCCCACUAUGUAGGACCGGGUAUGCUUCCGAUCGAAAAAAACGUAAACAGGAGCAAAACUACAAAAAAAUUUCACUAUUUGGAGCACCUAAAAAUGACGAAGCUCUGUUCAAAAAAUGGCAGCGAAAAAUACCCCGGAAUGGUUUCAAACUAACGGAUAAAGUGUGCGAGAUUCAUUUCAAAGAGGACGAGAUAAUACGAUUCUACGAAACCAAAUUGACAGACGGAACAAUCCACAGAAUAGAGCGCGAUAAUCCUCGAUUGAAACCAGGAGCCGUACCGAGCAUUUUUCCAAAUUUACCGAAAUAUUUGUCAUUCGAAGUAAAGCAGAGAAAACCUCCGAAAGAAAGAAAACCACUUCAAAUUCAAAAGCGGAAAAGACGAAGCCAUCCUGCUGAACCUGAACCCGAACCUGAACCUGAACUUGAUUGUGAUGCGCCUGAUGAGCCUAAUGAUUCAGAUUCCUCUAUUAUUAUCAUCGAUGAUUAUGAUUUCCUCAAAUUAUUAGCAGAUCUAGAAAUAAUUAUGAUCAAUUGGCCAGACUGGCUAUGUAAUCGAAUUUCCAUCGAGGAAGAAGACGUUGUAUUCAUGAUCCAUAUCGAUGCGGCGGAAAAAUUGCCUGAUAAAUAUAUACGAAUUGACAAUAAUCUUGAUGUACUGGGAUUCCUUUGUGGAAAUGAAAAAGUACAAUUGCCUUGCAGUAAGCUGAAGAAUUCAAUUGACGUGUACAAUGUGCUGAAAUUCAUGAGUGAGUUUAAACGGUGACCAAGUUCAGGACUGGAGUAGAUGUCUCCGGCAUCUGUACAAUAAUUCAUUUAAUUUGGAACAAAAGUGUUUCUAACUACCAUCUUCUUAUCAAGAUAUUUUAUUGACUGCGAUUUUUCUGAAAAUCUUCAGAUUUUUUUUGUUCAUUACUCGCGCGAAAAAUCGGGAUAAAUGUAGAUCACCGAGGACGGUACCGUGUUUAUUUGUUAUUAGAAUCUGUUCAUUUACGUACAACUUGCUUCGUUUAUAUACUCAUUUUUAAGUGGAAUUUACUUUUUGUAAACUUUCACUGGAAAAUAAACGAUUAUCGAUGUUGAAAUUA